AUGUAUAACUUGUUUCGCAGAAUCAUUCUACUUAGAUCUCCAUCCUCAGUCUUUUCUCACGGAUUUUCCGAAUGUCCGUUGAAAUCUCUCAGAUACUUAUCCACUUCUUCUGAGAUUGUAUCGUCUCCGAAAUCUGCUUCGUUGCCUUCUAAUGUUGUUCAGCUCAUGAACAAUCGGAAGGCAAUAAUUGCGUUUUUUGAGAAUCAUGGAUUCUCUGAAUCACAAAUCUCUGACUUUGUUAAGAAGGUCCCUUUAAUGCUCUCCGAGAACCCCGAGACCCUGUUUCCCAUAUUGUUGUUUUUUCAAUCUAAAGGUCUUUCUUCCUCAGCGAUAACCAAAUUAGUAUGUUCAGUUCCUCAAGUUUUAAAACGAAGUUUAAACCAAGAAAUUAUUCCAGUCUUUGAUUACAUUCAAGCCGUGCUUGGAACUGUGGAGAAGACUGUCACUACCAUAAAACGCUUUCCGCGUAUUCUUGGUUGGAAUCUUCGAAUUUCAGUUGGUCCUAAUAUUGAAAUUCUGAAACAACUUGGAGUGCCAGAUUCAAAUAUUUCAACUUAUCUUCAGCGGCAGCCUAAAAUGUUCUUCACAAGUUCCAUACAAUUCAAGGAGAUUAUAGAGAGAGUUAUGGAAAUGGGAUUCAGCCCUCAACGAUUGCAGUUUCUUGUUGCUGUUUUUGCUCUGCGAUCAUUGACCAAAUCUUCAUGGGAUAAGAAGCUUGAAGUUUAUAGGAAAUGGGGAUUGUCUGAAGAAGAUUUCAGAAUAGCUUUUAGAAGGAAUCCUAUGUGUAUUACGUUUUCUGAGGAUAAGACCAAUAGUGUAAUGGAUUUUUUUGUCAACAAAAUUGGAUGCCAAUCAUCUUUCGUCGCUAGAAAACCAGUUUUAAUUUCACUUAGUUUGAAGAAGAGGAUUUUUCCUAGAGGCUAUGUUUAUCAAGUUUUGUUGUCAAAGGGUUUGAUUAAAAAGCACAAGAAGAUUAUUUUGUUGUUUGAGUCUCCUGAAAAGCGUUUCAUAGAAAAAUUCAUCAACCCUCAUAAGGAGCAGAUUCCUGGAUUGUUGGAGUUGUAUGAACAGAAAUUAAUGGAUUCUAGAAAAUGA
This is a messenger RNA of Cucumis sativus (cucumber), 1095 nucleotides long. RefSeq names its product transcription termination factor MTERF6, chloroplastic/mitochondrial-like. NCBI's taxonomy places the organism in Eukaryota, Viridiplantae, Streptophyta, Magnoliopsida, Cucurbitales, Cucurbitaceae. Bases 1 to 1095 code for a protein of 364 amino acids. The transcript has a single exon. Gene Ontology annotation, biological process: regulation of DNA-templated transcription; chloroplast organization. Gene Ontology annotation, cellular component: chloroplast. Gene Ontology annotation, molecular function: double-stranded DNA binding. The record is from RefSeq and is a predicted model, not a curated record.